Molecule: messenger RNA, 7985 nt
Organism: Lytechinus pictus (painted urchin)
Lineage: Eukaryota; Metazoa; Echinodermata; Echinoidea; Temnopleuroida; Toxopneustidae
Exons: 2
Coding region: 5539-7164 (541 amino acids)
Source: RefSeq, a predicted model, not a curated record
AAGAGAUUUAAUAUCACGUUCGUUCGUGCGCGUUCGGAAUGCUCUAUUGUCUUGCUAUGAAUGCGUUCGUAGCGCCCUAUGCAUACACCCGAACGCAAGGAUUACUAUUAACAAUUAAAGGAGUCAAUAGAAGAGCACUUAAGUACUGCGUUCAGAACGGGAUCGAACCGGAUGCGUUCAGAAUCCUCUAAGCAGAGCUAAAGCCGGAUCUAGGAUUUUACCCAAGCGACGAAGGUGGCGAAAAUUGCAAUAUGCCGUUGCAUGAAAGGCCUUCUAUGAGCACCGAUGUGCGAGUGUCUUGGGGGUAUGACGGCAUCUAUGAGCGCCGAUGUGCGAGUGUCUUGGGGGUAUGACGGCAAUUUCAUCCAACUCCGCGUCGUACCCAUGAAUUUAAAAAUAGAUUGCGAACAUAAAGGGAUUUUGUGAGGGUGUAGAAUUAUGGAGUACUGCCCUCAAAAGGUUAAACGUUAUUAUACAGGGUGCGACAUAUUAUAAAGCGCUUGCCCGAUUGUUUUGAAGCAAAGACAAAAACUAAUUGCCCGAAUCGGGCAAGCAAAAUUCUCAUACAGAAUAUUCCCCAUAUUUCACCAUCAAAAUUAUAGAAAAGAAAAAGAGAAAACAAAUCAUAUCAUUAAUUUCUUCUUUUAAAAAAUUUUAUAAGUCAUGAUUCGAAUUGCAAAAUUUGCGCCAUUUUCUGCAAUUAACACACAGCUCAGACAGCACACACACACACAAAGAAUCUAUGGCAGUAUAGCGAGCUAGCGCCUAGUACUCGCAGCCCAUGGUUUCUACGGUGCUGCACGAACGAAGUUUGAUCUGGAAGAAAUCUCCCAAAGAACUGUCAAAAUUCACAUUUCUUACCAAUGAAAACUCUUGUAAUGUCCAUACUUAAAAAAAUUGGGUAGCUCUGUCAUUUGUAAGAGGUAAAAGGAGAAAUUUUCACUUCUCUUAUGCUUGAAAAAUAUCGGGUUUCGAAUGAUCGUCUGUAUCACACACACUGAAAUGCAUUGUUUGACAGUCCAACAUGGGCAUUUGUGAGUAUGUUGAUAAACGUGGUUUCUUUCGUAACUAUUUUUUUAGCCAAGGAAAAUGAUAUAUUUUCUUCUUUAUUUAUGACUGGAUAUGAGUUUGAGUUUUCUUCCUCACUGUUUUCUUUCUUUCUGCCUAUCUUUCCUUCUUUUGAAUAUAUCUUUAUUUCUUUAAAUUUCCUUCUUUCAUUCAUUUUUUCUGUUUAUAGCUGUCUUUCUUUCUGUCAUUCUUUUCUUUCUAUAUUUUUUCUUCCUUCUAUCCAACCUUUGUUUACCUCUUUCUUUAAUCCUUCCUUCUUUUCCCCCUCCUUUCAUCCUUUCUGUCUUCCUUCCGUCCAUUCCUUCUUUACCUUUUCUUAUUUUUUCUUUCUGCCUUCCUUCAUUCAUUCCUUCGUUUUUUCUAUCUUUCUUUUCUUUCUUUUUUUCCCUUGCUUCUAUCUAUCCUUUUCUUUCUUCUUUCCUUUCGUUUUCUUUCUUUCCCUUUCUUCCUUCCUUCCCUCCAUCCUUUACCUUUCUUUUUCUCUUUUCUUUCCUUUUACCUGUUUUUCUUUUUUUCUUUCUUCAUUCGUUCCUUUCUUUCCUUCUCUCCUUUCUUUCUCUUCCCCUGAGUUUUUAUUUCUCUCAUUUUUUUUUCGUUCUUUCUUUUUUCUAUCCUUCCUUCUUUCCCUUCUUUCUUUCCAUCUUUCUCUUCCCUGCAGCCAUUCUCUCUCUCUCUCUUUUUCUCAUAACUUCUGACGAGGUUCGAGGCGGAGGGAAUCAAAUCUACCUUCCAACAACGAACGAAUAUCGACCUUUUUUUUUAUCCGACCUAAUAUCGCCUUAUGGUUUCAAAUUCUGGAAUAUUGACCUAAAAAAGGUAGAAACAUACUUCGAAAGAGUUCCUACCCGUAAAGAAAACCUUGCGUAAUUAGUAUCUAUAGGGUCCAUGCAACAUACGAGUAUAUCUUGAUUGUUUUUUCCGACCAUUACGGUACAUGAAUUAUGGAAUAUUACCUGAGAAAUGUCUUUGAUUGUUUAAAACAUAAUACUUCGGUAGUGUGCCGAGUCAGAAAGAAUCUGGUUAUUAUUUGCCUUGCGUAAUUAAUAUAUCUUUCAACAACUUACGAGUAUUGCCUUUUUAUCCGACCCGACAUAAAAUUACCUCAUGAAAUGAUGGAAUAUUGACCUCUAAAAGGUCCUAGAUUGUUAAAAACAUAUACUUCGGAAGAGUUCCGAUCCGCACAGACUCAUAUUCGAGUCGGGAAAAUAUUGCAUUGAAACCUUGCGUUAUUAUCUAUACGAGUAUCGCUUUUUUAUCCUACCCGUCAUGACAUCACUCCAUGAUUAUGAACCUCAAAAAGGUCCUAGAUUGUUAAACACAUACUUUGGAAGAUGUUUUCUAUAUCUUCCAAAUACGAACGAGUAGGCCUACAUAUCAUAUUUUUUCUUCUUUUUUUUUUGGUCCAGCCCAAUAAUAUUACGGUAUGAAAUGAUGGAAUAUUACCUGAAAAAAAUGUCCUAGAUUGUUCAAAACAUAAUACUUCGGAAGAGUUUCGAGUCGGAAAUGAUACCUUGCGUUAUUAUCUAUAUCAACUUACGAGUAUCGCUUUUUUAUCCGACCCGACAUGAAAUUACUGCAUGAAAUGAUGGAAUAUGAACCUCUAAAAGGUCCUAGAUUGUUAAAAACAUACUUCGGAAAAGUUCCGAGUCGCAAAGAAUCAUAUUGAUUGAUAUUAGCUCCCUAUGUUUUCUAUAUCUUUCAAAUACGAACGAGUAGUCCUAGAUAUCGCAUUUUUUUCUGGUCCGGCCCAAUAAAAUUACGGUAUGAAAUGAUGGAAUAUUACCUGAAAAAAAUGUCCUUUAAAACGUACUUCGGAAGAUAAUGUUAUCUUUAUCUUCCAAAUACGAACGAGUAAGCCUGUAAUAUCACAUUUUGUUUUCUUUUUUGGGGGGGGGUCCGGCCCAAUAAAAUUACGGUAUGAAAUGAUGGAAUAUUACCUUUAAAAAUGUCCUAGAUUGUUCAAAACAUAAUACUUCGGAUGAGUUUCGAGUCGGAAAUGAUAAUAUUGAUAUCUUGCGUUAUUAUCUAUAUCAACUUACGAGUAUCGCUUUUUUUAUCCGACCCGACAUAAAGUCACGGUAUGGAUGCAAUAUUUCCCUCAAAAGAUCUUAGAUUGUUUCUUAAGGCAAAAAAAAUCAUAUUGGUAUAGAUAAUCACGCAAGGUUUACUUUAUAUCUUUAAAAAUUAUUAUAAUACGAGUAUCGUUUUUUUAUCCGACCCGACAUAAAGUCACGGUAUGGACCUCAAAAGAUCUUAGAUUGUUUUUUAAGGCAAAAAUAUAUUGGUAUAGAUAAUCACGCAAGGUAUACCUUCAACAAGUGGAAUGCCUCUGGCCGUCUCACCUGCAUCACGCGAUUCAAUAUAGCAGCAGUGCUGAUUUUGAAAACUACUAUAACUCGCACAAGAUGUUCAGUGAUACUUGGUUACUCUUAUUUCCACGUUUUAUGAACUAGACCAAUACACUUAUAGAGAUAUGAUGGCAAUUCAACAAAUACCCCCAACGUGGCCAAAGUUCUUUGACCUUACAUGACCUUUGACCUUGAUCAUGUGACCUGAAACUCGCACAGGAUGUUCAGUGAUACUUGAUUACUAUUAUGUCCAAGUUUUAUGAACUAGACCAACACACUUUCAAAUUUAUGGCUGUAAUUCAACAAAUACCCCAAUUUGGCCAAAGUUCAUUGACCCUAAAUGACCUUUGACCUUGAUCAUAUGACCUGAAACUUGCACAGGAUGUUUAGUAAUACUCGAUUACUAUUAUGUCCAAGUUUCAUGAAUCAGAUCCAUAAACUUUCAAAGUUAUGAUGGUAAUUCAACAGAUACCCCCAAUUCGGCCAAAGUUCAUUGACCCUAAAUGACCUUUGACCUUGGUCAUGUGAUGUGAAACUCAUGCAGGAUGUUCAGUGAUACUUGAUUAACCUUAUGUAUAAGUUUCAUGAACUAGGUCCAUAUAUUUUCUAAGUUAUGAUGACAUUUCAAAAACUUAACCUUAGGUUAAGAUUUUGAUGUUGAUUCCCCCAACAUGGUCUAAGUUCAUUGACCCUAAAUGACCUUUGACCUUGGUCAUGUGACAUGAAACUCAGGCAGGAUGUUCAGUAAUACUUGAUUAACCUUAUGGCCAAGUUUCAUGAACUAGGUCCAUAUACUUUCUAAUUUAUGCUGUCAUUUCAAAAACUUAACCUCAGGUUAAGAUUUGGUGUUGACGCCGCCGUCGCCGUCGCCGUCGGAAAAGCGGCGCCUAUAGUCUCACUCUGCUAUGCAGGUGAGACAAAAAUCGUACGAGUGUUGCUAUUUUAGGUAUGAAAAAAUUGUAGGUAUAAAAUUAUGGAAUAUUGAUCAUGCGCUUUCUGCGACGAUUGACCCUUAUGAAUCAAUUUUAUUAUUUGUACAUGGAUGCAUUGAUGAAGUCGUGCUCUUUCUGAACUGUGAUAAGAAAAAAUCGGGCACCUACAAAGGGAGGAGUUGGGGAAUGGGAGAGAGAGGGUGGUGGGUCAAUAGAGGAAGAGAGUGAAAGCGACAAAGAUAAGGGAUGGGUGAGGUUGACAUUCUAUACGUCUUUUCACAUGGCAUGCAUGGGGUUGGAUCAAGAACAAGAUCAACUUAUUGUGGGAAGAUAAUCACGCAAGGAUCUCAAUAAGUUAUUAUUUCCACCUCGAAUUUCACCAGAAUUAUGAAAUAUAAAUGGAGUUACUUUAUAUUUGCAACUUGUAUUGUAUAGUUAUAAUUCUGCUCAUUCAUUGACAAUCAAAUAAUCUUUGAGUUUAAUAUGAUAAACCUUCACUCUUAUCGUGCGGGAUCAAAAACAAGGUAGACUCAUAUUUGGUUGGAAGAUAGUUAUUGUAGCUUCCCUUUCGACCCUUCCCCUCAUUUUCUUUAAUUUACUUUAUGUACAUUGUUAUUUCAUGCAUUUAAUAUUCAUUUGAUCUGAUCUCCUGAGAAAAAAAACCAAACUGGAAACUUAAAUUUUCACAAUGCAAACUGAUCACAGUCAAAGUACAAAAUUUGGAGGGGGUAUUUUAAUUUGCACCCGUGUUUCUUUUUAUUAAAUAAUGAACAAAACGUCCCUUUUAAGGUAAACUAGUAUAUUAAUUGUAGUUUAACAAUUCACAUCUAGAUCUAUGAACGCCAAUAAUUCCCUGACUGGUUAUAGACAGUAAAACGAAGCCACAGCUGUCCAGAUCGGACAGAGAUCCAGCGUGCUUUGUUUCUUGUUACGUCAUCGAUCGAUCGCACUCGCGGCGCGCUUUGAUUAAUUGAAUGCGAGGCUAGGCCAAUUCAUCCUAUUGUGUUGUAGCAAUUAGUCGCAUCUGCCCAGCGAUCCGAGGAGACAUACCCGUCGUCACUUCCAGGAUAUUUAAAUUGCACUUUUUGUCAAUACGCUCAUAAUUAUCGGCUUACUUCAUACUGAUCACACCUAAGAAAGACACUACAAUUAUUACCGUCUUAUUUUGAUUCUACCUUCGAACUGUUGAAAUGUCGCUUCCGAGUGUGGACAUUGGCUGGCUUGACUCUGUGCCCUACAAGAAACGUAGUCGCCGGCAGCAGGAAGCCACGAAGAAGCCCCGGGGGCGACCCGCUGUAAGAACUGAGUUUCCCGGUGUCGUCGAAGCAGCCAGCCAAUUUGUUCAGAGCAACGGAUUCAAAGCUCAUCGUAGACGACAACAAGAAAUAGGCGUGUGUGGGUCUACCCUGCGUGAUAUCAGAGAUCAUCUCCAAAGCACUGUACCAGGGCUUAAGGGUGAACAUCCCAAUCUCAAUGUUCGAACAAUUGCCCACUGGAUGCAUCCACCCAACAAGGCACACAAGGCAGCUGAGAAAUACACUGGAUUGAUUCAAGCACGCAUACCAGCCAAGGACAACUCUGCCCGAAAACCUAACGACAACAGCCACUUUUAUGCUGCUCGGGUAAGAUACUCGUUGGAAAUGGCAUCAAAGUUUAGCGAGUUUGUUCAGGUGUAUAGUGCUGACAAUAAGAACAAAAUAAGGAUUGGUGACUGUACUUUGGCUGUGGAUAGACGAAUCAGGAUCAACAGAUUCUUCCCUGUGAAUGAUGCCCCUCGAUAUAUGGACCACGAUUUUCCAACCCCUGGAUAUCUACUAACUCCCUCGGGAUAUUUGGAAAUGGAGCCCAGUGGCACCACUACACUUGAUCAUCUUGGACGUGAACACUUUGUUUUGCCUCAGAAGUCUAGGUCACAUGUUUUUCUUCGAAGUCCUCGGUCAACCAACAACAUAGCUUCGCACAUGAACGAUCUACAGCAGCUCACUAGUACUCCAACCCAGAAGCCUGUACUUCUACUUGUUGUCGAUGGAGGGUCGGACUUCAAUGUAAACUUUCCUGUCAAUGAACUGUUUUAUGCAUUGUUUUUCAAGGACAAUGACCUGGAUUCCCUCAUGGUUACUUCAUAUUGUCCAGGGGACUCUGCAAUGAAUCCCAUCGAGCACCUUUGGGCACCUUGUACGCGUGCCCUGACAUCGGUAUACCUGCCUUCGACAUUGCCUGGGGAGGACAAGCCACCAUGUCAGCAGAGUGGACUGGCUAAGGACGAGAAGGAGGCCAAGGAAGACAUUGUGUUCGAUCGUGCUAUGGACCAUAUCAGAGACAUUUAUUGGAGGGAUCUCUGCUUUGCAGGACACAAGGUGAACGUCAACUGUGUACGAAGUGGUUCCCCUCCAACGCCUUACGCCAACUACGAUGAAGUCAAAAGGGUACUUGGUGGAUCUACUCGUGCUUUAAGGACGGAUGCACUUGUUAAUGAGCUGUACAAAUUCACACACAGGCACAUGGAUCGCAGAAUCGGCACCAUUAUCUUCAGCAAAUGUACUCUGUCUUCAUGUUUCCAUUGCUCAUCUCAUCCACCAAGAGCUUCAUCAGAUCUUCUAGCUUGCUUGAGGAAUUUUCCUUCGCCUUCACCCAGCACAUCGCACCCUGGCCAUUUCAAGACAUUCAUCGAGGCUUUGUCUUCAGAGAGCAUCCUCCCAUGUGAGCACCUGCAACUUUUUCACAAUAAAGGUCUGGGUCGCUGUCAACAAGAAGGAUGCAAAUACGUGUACACAAGCAAGAAGGAUGUUGACGAUCACAGACGGAAAGCUCACUGAUUAAAGUGAAAAUAUUCAUAUGAAUUGUGAAUUUCUCAUGUUUGGACUACAAUACAUCCAAGUUUGGACACUUACUAUAAUUUUUUUUUUGGGCCAAUUUUAACACUUACUACAAUAUGAAGUGCGUUUAGAUGUAUUUUAAGCGGCGGCCUUUCGCUAUAUAAACAGUGCCACAUUUCGUUUUGUUAAUUUCGUGAUAUACAUCUACAUUUGGACACUUGCUACAAUUAGUGAGUUCAGUUGUAUUUUCGAGUGUCAAUUGUUUCAUAUUGUGUGUUAUUUUCAUUCCAACCAUCAAAAAAUUUCGAAACGUACAAUUAGUGCAUUCAGGGCAGGCAUAUUUUCAUUUUUUUCAAUAUUAACACUUACUACAAUAUGAAGUGCGUUUAGAUGUAUUUUAGCGGCGGCCUUUCGCUUUAUAAACAGUGCCACAUUUCAUUUUGUUAUUAUUUCGAGUUAUACAUCUACAUAUACAUAUGGGCACUUGCUACAAUUAGUGCGUUCAGUUGUAUUUUCGAGUGUCAAUUGUUUCAUAAUGUGUUUUAUUUUCAUUUCAUCUAUCAAAAAAUUUGGAAACAUACUACAAUUAGUGCAUUCAGGUGUAUUUUAAUUUUUGUAAUUAUACAUCUCAAUAUCAACACUGCAAUAUAAAGUGCGUUUUUGACAUUUUCAGUGCAUCUCAUUGUAAUUUUCUGUGUAUACAUCUAAAUUUUGAACCAACCAAGUGUAUUUUAGCUUGACCUUAAACGAAAAUGAAACCUUUGAAACAUGUUAGCUUGUGUGAAAACAGAAAAGUAAAAAAAAAAAAUCAACAAAAGUGA